This is a messenger RNA of Physella acuta, 3129 nucleotides long. Its product is annotated as sorting nexin-11. Gene Ontology annotation, molecular function: phosphatidylinositol phosphate binding. Gene Ontology annotation, biological process: vesicle organization; intracellular protein transport. Gene Ontology annotation, cellular component: endosome. NCBI's taxonomy places the organism in Eukaryota, Metazoa, Mollusca, Gastropoda, Physidae. The record is from RefSeq and is a predicted model, not a curated record.
AGCUAUUGUCCACGUUCCGUUCGCAUGGUUUGACACCAAUUUACUUGUACCAAAUCAGCCAAAUUUUCCCUACUUUCAAGGAUAUGACCUACUUGUGACAGUCGCCGUUUCUACCGGAUGCUGUUAUUUAUGUUGUUGGGCCUAGCUGUAAAUAGAUCUAGAUCUAUGUGAACCUUUACGAACCUAGCAAUCGGUUUUAUAAGAAAAGCGCUGUUAUUUUACAACCCGGAUGCUCAAAGAUUCUACACGGGUUAAUUUACAUAUUAAAAUUCAGAGGUGUUUUCCUUGACUUUCGUGGACAGUCACCAUUCGAAUUAAUUCAUAAAGCUUAUCCGCCUUUUGGCUUUAUUAUGAAUUACAGUAAUUGCUUAAUUGAAGUCGACUAGACCCGAGUUGUAGAAGUAAAAUAAGGCGUAGAUCUAGUUUUCUACAGAUUGAGACGGAGCUACUCAGCUGAGUUAUUAGAGUCUCUUAGACGGUUAUCUUUUGAUCAACGCUGAUAGUGAUAGGGCUGUGUGCUGUUGGUGACGUUGAAAAUAUUCUGAUAAUUCGUUCUCGAAUUCUAUUUCUCUUCACCACAUUGUUAGUAAAUUCUAGAUUAGGUCUAGUGUGUUGACGUAUGUCGUAUAGCACACUACACACCUAUUGUUUACACUUGGAUACUCAUUAACACACAGCUGAUUCCAGAUUGACAUUGUAUUGUACAGCUUAUCUUGAAAACUUGAAAAUAGUUGGCCUUUUUAGCGACUUUAUUGUUAGAGUAUAAGUAAAUGUGCAAGAAUGGACAGUAGUGAUAGCAGUUAUGAAUAUACGGAUGUGGAUUUGUUGCCCAAAAUAAUUGUCAAAGAUCCAGUCAUUCACAGCACAUGGGAGCAUGGGAAAUAUACAUCAUAUCAAAUUUGUAUCAAGACAGAGCAUCCAGCAUUUCAUUUGCAUCUUUCUGCUGUCAGAAGGCGCUACUCCGAGCUGAUUUGGCUUUAUAAUGUACUCAAAGCAAACCAUAAAUAUGUGUCAUUACCUGCUCUGCCACCCAAGAAAGUUUUAGCGGAAAGAUUUGAUCCAUCAUUUAUUAAAACAAGAAUGAAGCUAAUUGAAAACUUCUUAAAUGAGCUUCUGGUGACAGACACAGUUCUAUCAGACGCAGCAUUCCACUUGUUUCUACAGACCGACCUAACCACAGAGGAGAUGGAUGAGUACUUUGAGGGUCGUUUGUCUGAGUCUUUCAUUGAAAAUGCAUGGAAAAAUAUUGGCCAUGUUCACACAAGUAGUUAUGUUGUAAAUACAAAUAUUAUCCCGAUUGAACCCAAAGAGAUAGUGAUGAAUGAGGAGGACCGUCAGUACUGCGCCAAAAGGCUGUCCUCAGCAGAGAAUUCAUUGACACUCUCAGACAAGGAAAAUGGCAACAAUCAGCCAUCAACUUCCAAACAAACAACGAGCGACAUAGCAGGCUCACAGGCAGCACAAACACUCCCUGCAUCUGUGGUUAAGUACAGUGCACCCAGUGGUUCUAAAAAGGGGUUUUCAACAAGUAUACAAGGAGACGAUGACUAUGAGGAUGAUAAAAAUAGAUCAGGAUCCUCUGACUGUGUUGAAUUUGAAGGAUUGGGUUUACCAUUGAAAGGAGCCACUAAUUUUCAAAGUUCAAAGUAGUGUGAUUUCAGUUUAUAAAUAAAAGCAGCAGUUUAAAAUGGAGUAUUUCUAUUAAGUGAUACAAAGAAAUUAUUUCUAGUCUUCAAGAGCACUGCUGCGUACACAUUUGCUAAGCAAAUAAUGAACUAUACAUUUGUUGUUUUUAUGUGCUUUUUUGUACAUCUUUAAACACAAUUUUGUUUUAUAAGUCAUGGCAUUUGUGUAGUGGAUGUAUUCACACCAUUUUUUUUUAAAGACUUGCAAUAUUUUUAUACAAAUGUCCAUUAAUAUUUUAAAAUUGUUAUCAUUAUUCAAAAAAUGUUUUUAGAAUUAAAAAAAUUUAAUUAUAAGAAAUACAAAGAUUAUAAAACCUUAAGAAGCUAAUACAGCUGUUGAUGCUUAACGUUAAAACUUUGCCACACUAAACAACACAAUAUUACUUUAGCAACAAAAACUGACAAGAGGAACAAAACAUACAUAUUGUGUUUUCUAACGUGAUUUGUAUUAUUUGUUUCUGAGAUUUUUACCGUAGUUUUUUAAUACACUUUUGCUUUGUAAAAAAAACCUCUGGGUAGUUUCUGUUGUCUUAGCUCACAAUUAUAUUGACAUUGGAGCCUUGUGCACAUUUAGUAAUAGGUUUAUCACAGGUGAAAAACAAAUUGUUUGAUUUUCUGAAUCAUAACCAAAGUGUAACAAAAACACAUUAUCAAAUCUUGCCUUAAGCACAAAACUUCCCUUUACUUAAUGUUUUAUUAAAAACAAUCUUUCUUUGUUUUGCAAAUAGCAAUAUUUCUACCUUAAUUAAGUUAAUUCUUCAUGUUAGUGCCUUAAUGCAGCAAUAUAACAGUAUAAAUAAGCUUAUACAAAUUAUUUACGGAUAUCUUUAAAUCAGUUUUCAAAUCAAUAAAAAUUUAGCUUAGAUAUGAUCAAUAAUAGAUAUUUAGUUCACUUUGUCCAACCAAGAUUCUUGGAUCCAGAUGAUGUUUUCCAGCUUGUAUACAUACUAUUACUAUAUAGAUACAAAGUUGAUCAAUGAACACUUUUAUACAGUGAGUUAGGAUGUAUAGGUAUAGUAUAUUUUCAUUGCUAUUUUUAUUUUUAAAAACUUCUUACAACAUGGGACUGAAAAAACAUUUUUAAAUUCUAAAAUAUGGGAACCUGGUAGUUGAUUUUUAAAAAAAUGUCUGUUAAAAUUGUAAAUAAUUUGUAUAGUCUAUUGUAUAAAGCGCAAAAGGAGUUUGACAAAUCACACACUCCUGUGAUAGCCUGUUGUUAAAUUUCUUGACAUGAAAUUUAACUUAUUGUUCAUAUUGAACUGAAUCUUAAAAACACUGGUUUGUUUCACGCAAAAGUAAAACUGUAACAGUACUUUUAACUUUUUACAUUGAAAAAAACACAUUUUUUGUCUGUAAAUUGAAAAGCUGAAUAUUAUAAUAAUAUGUAACAGUUGUUAUAUUAAGGAAAUAAUUAUAAAGAAAUAAAGUUUUUAAUCAGCAGACU